ACCUCUUCGUCUCCUUCCUCUUAAGUUUCCCCCCUCUCUCUCUUUUUAUUUUAUUUUUUUAUUUCCUCCAUUUUACGCCGUCUUCCCUUCGCUUCAAAGGUCGUUUCUUUCCCGUUUCUUUCAGUAAAAAGGCGUUUCUUUUUCAAUUCUGGGAUAAAUUGAGGGCUAAAUUCUGCAUUCCGACCCCAAUUAACUCAGGCUGAGAUCAAGAUAUCAAACUUUGCUGUGAAAACUAAGCCGGGAUCGAGGAAAUGAUUUGCAGCUGUCUUGUGUAAAUGCAGCUUAGGAUUCAAGAUGACAAGUCUUCAGGGAAUGUUUGCUUGAUGGACAGUUCUUCAAGCUGCAGCGAUAACAAAAAGUUAAAGAGGUGGUUUUUCCUGGACAAGAGGGUUGGAUAGUUGGGAUUUUUAGAUAAGUUGAUUGCAUAGCUCAAUAUAUAACUGUAUUCUGACUAAGUUAGUUAUCUCACUCACUGACAUAAGAAGCAAAGUUAGUCUCUAGUUUAAGGUUCCUGUUGGCUGCAAGCAAACUGGAUUCUAUAGACAUGAUUUCAGGCCAAACCUCCUCUGUUAUGUCUGAUCCAACUCCCAUUAAGGAGAGAGUAGGUAUUCAUCCAAGCUUAAUGCCUUACUCACAGACUGGAACAUCAUUCUCAAAGGGGAUGUAUAAUAUACCAAUUCCUAAGAAAAAGACCAGCAUGCUUGAAGAUGUUCUGUCUAAUGGUUGGUUAGAUGCCAUGAAAUCUUCCUCUCCUCCUCGCAAGAAGCUUCUCAAGGACUUCAAUGUCGCUGUUGCUUCAGAUGACACUGAUUUUGUUUAUUCGUCUUGGAUGAAGAAGCAUCCAUCUGCCUUGACUUCCUUUGAGGAAAUCAUAGAUUUUGCUGAGGGUAAGAAGGUUGCAAUCUUUUUGGACUAUGACGGGACCCUUUCUCCAAUUGUUGACGACCCUGAUCGUGCACUUAUGUCCGAUGAUAUGCGUUCUGCUGUAAGAAAUGUCGCUAAGUAUUUUCCAACAGCGAUCAUCAGUGGAAGAAAUCGUGAUAAGGUGUGUGAUUUGGUAGGACUUUCAGAACUACACUAUGCUGGUAGUCAUGGGAUGGAUAUCAUGAGCCCAGUGCACAAACUGUCGAAUGGCCACUCUAACACUAAUGACUCUACUGACAAGCAGGAUAAGGAAGUAAGUCUGUUCCAGCCUGCUACCGAAUUUUUGCCCAUGAUCGAUGAGGUUUUUAGAACCCUUGUCGAGAAGACUAAAGGUAUUAAAGGUGUGAAUGUUGAGAACCACAAGUUCUGUGCAUCUGUACAUUACCGUAAUGUUGAUGAGAAGAAUUGGCCUACUAUUGCUCAGCUUGUUCAUGAAGUUCUUAAAAGUUUCCCUCGUUUACGUUUAACUCACGGGCGUAAGGUUUUAGAGGUUCGACCCGUAUUUGAUUGGGACAAAGGGAAAGCAGUUGAAUUUCUGCUAGAAUCCCUUGGCCUAAGUAAAUGUGAAGAAGUGCUCCCAAUUUUCAUAGGAGAUGACAAAACUGAUGAGGAUGCAUUUAGGGUGCUACGCAAUGGAAACCGAGGCUAUGGUAUAAUAGUAUCCCCAAUUCCAAAAGAAACCAAGGCAUUCUACUCUCUCAGGGACACUUCAGAGGUUAAACAAUUUCUGGAGGGCUUGGUACAGUGGAAAGAGCAGAGGUACAACUCAAAGAGGAGCACCAAUUAAUUCAUAGACUAUUUUUAGGGUAGAGAUCAAAUUUUCCAUUUAUGCAGCAAAGGCUGCCUUGCAUUAUUUACAACUUUCAGUCCAUGCUUGUAAUUUUAGUUUCUCUCAUUUUCAUGUUUUUUAUUUACUGAAAAUUUUCCGCGGUCUCUUCCAUCUUCUAAAGUAAAUCUAUGUUUUUUUUGGGUGGAGAGCAAUCUCAGUUAAAUGUCUAUCGUCAACUAUUGGCAAGUUUUUGGUCUUUUUUUUACUAUAUUGGUUUUGUGUUA
Molecule: messenger RNA, 1977 nt
Organism: Spinacia oleracea (spinach)
Lineage: Eukaryota; Viridiplantae; Streptophyta; Magnoliopsida; Caryophyllales; Amaranthaceae
Product: probable trehalose-phosphate phosphatase F
Exons: 13
Coding region: 545-1711 (388 amino acids)
Biological process (GO): trehalose biosynthetic process
Molecular function (GO): trehalose-phosphatase activity
Source: RefSeq, a predicted model, not a curated record